CUUCCGGCCCGGGAAGGCGGUUAGAGGCGGGCGGGCGGGCGGCUUUGAAGCGGGCUCACCCCCACCCCCGCCGCCGCGGCCUGGCUCUGGCCCCCGGCUGCGGUUCUGCGCGAGGCCGCGGGGUCAGGGGAGCCGGGCAGGCCGCGCUGGGGCCGGGCUGCCCCCCCAGCUCCGCCCUCGGCCAGGCUCCCCCGGGCUCCGGCUGACGCCGGCCGCUGCCUCGGGCACUGGAGCCGCCGGGCACGGGGCCGCGCGGCUGCUCUCCGGGGCCCGCCAUGAAUUUCUCGGAGGCGUUCAAGCUCUCCGGCCUGCUGUGCACCUCCUCGCCCGACGGGAAGUACCUGGCUUCGUGUGUGCAGUACCGUUUGAUAGUUCGAGAUGUGAACAACCUCCAGAUCCUUCAGCUGUACACUUGCCUGGAUCAGAUCCAGUACAUAGAAUGGUCGUCGGACUCUCUCUUUAUAUUAUGUGCCAUGUACAAACGAGGGAUUGUUCAGGUCUGGUCCUUGGAGCAGCCAGACUGGCACUGCAAGAUUGAUGAGGGGUCAGCAGGAUUGGUGGCUUCGUGCUGGAGUCCGGAUGGUCGUCAUAUUCUCAAUACAACCGAGUUUUACCUGCGGAUAACUGUCUGGUCCUUGUGUACAAAAUCUGUGUCUUAUAUCAAGUAUCCCAAAGCUUGUCAGCACGGAAUAGCCUUCACGAAGGAUGGUCGCUAUAUGGCGUUAGCAGAGAGGCGUGACUGCAAAGACUUCAUUAGCCUCUUUGUAUGCAGUGACUGGCAACUACUGAGGCAUUUUGACACUGAAACUCAAGACCUAUCUGGGAUUGAAUGGGCUCCUAAUGGCUGUGUGUUGGCAGUGUGGGAUACCUGUCUGGAGUAUAAAAUCUUGCUGUACUCCCUUGAUGGCCGUCUGCUCUCCACAUACAGUGCAUAUGAAUGGUCACUGGGUAUUAAAUCAAUUGCCUGGAGUCCUAGCAGUCAGUUCUUGGCGAUUGGCAGCUAUGAUGAAAAGGUGCGUAUCCUGAAUCAUGUGACUUGGAAGAAGAUUACAGAGUUUGAACACCCCGCGACCAUUGCUAACCCAAAGAUAAUUGUAUAUAAGGAAAUGGAGAAAUCCCCAAGAGUUGAAACAGAGAGCCUUGCUUUCCCUCCAGCCAGAGCACAAGCCAGCUCUCUCUUCAGCACACAGAGUAAAUAUGACAUUUCCCAGGUACCAGUUUCUUUACAGUAUGUCAAACCGGUUGCUGAUCGGGCAAAUCCCAGAAUAGGAAUUGGAAUGCUGGCAUUUAGUCCUGAUAACUGUUUCCUGGCAACCAAAAAUGAUAACAUUCCUAAUGCGAUCUGGAUCUGGGAUAUUCAAAAGCUGAAACUGUUUGUAGUCUUGGAGCAGUUGUAUGCUGUUCAGUUGUUCCAGUGGGAUCCACGUCAACCUCGACUUGCCAUAUGUACUGGGAAUAGCAAAGUGUACCUGUGGUCCCCAGCAGGGUGCGUGUCAGUGCAGGUACCAAUGGAAGGUGCCUUCCAGGUCCUCUCGCUUUGCUGGCAUUCUAGGGGGGACUCCUUGGCACUGUUGAGUAAGGAUAAUUUUUGCAUGUGCUACUUGGAAAGAGAAGAGGUAAAAAAGAGCAGAUAAUAGAACUGCCCCCCCCCCCAGGUUAGAAAAGUCUACCUUGCAAAUAGAUCUUUAAAAAAAUGCUACUAUAUCUAUAUGGAACAGAUAAGAACGGGCAGGCCCUCAUUGUUCAGCAGGAAGAGAUUUUAUACUAAUAGAAAAAUCUUAUGUUUGGGGGAGUGUAAGAAGACUCCCUUGGGUGAAGUACUGUGAUAGUUAAUUGAAAUGAAGUGUGUUCAACAAAGUAAUUUAGAAAGCUCUGACUUUGCAACUAAAAUUGUGGAAACUAAGUCUUGAUUUUAUGAAGUUUUAGGGUUCAAAGACUUAAACCUUAUUUUGAACUUUUGUCAAAAUAUUUUAAUAUUUGUAAAUAGUGUAUAGAAGUUGUUUAAUUUGUAUAAAUGUCAAUAAACGUUUUGAUAGCUUCUGCUAGUGUGGCUACAAACUAUCAACCCAGCACUAUCCUAAACAAGUGUAGAAUCCUCUCUAUUAAUAUUCUGAGCUGGAACUGAGGUUUGAAAUGUACAUAUCACUAUUGCUGUCACCCUGAUUUCAAGUGGACAGUGACCGACUACAUACCACUGUACAUCAAUCCCUAGUCCCCCAAGGACACAGGGUUCAAGAGAGAAUAAAAGGCAAUUUUCCCACUAUUUUCAUGGAGUAGUGUACAAAUUCAUAGACCAAUCUUUGCAUUUGGUCACUCAAUACAGUGAGUGCUCUCUUCUAUUAGAAUGAAAUGCAUAUAGUUGUUAGACCCUGAAUACUUGUAAGUUUUGAAUACAGAACAGUUACUGCAGUUCUGAAGAGUUAUUUUAUCAUUUUAGCCAUGAAUAAGUGUUGAAGUCAUCAAGUGCAACUGUGUGAGAAGCAGUUUGCUUUGCCAACUAAAAUGUUAAGCUGGCAUCAUAUCAGUGCCUGAACAGUGUUCCUCUAAAUUAUAGAUGAUUGUAUAGAAUACCAUUUGAAAAAAGGACGGGUGAGAUUCUUACCAUGACAGUCUCCUCCUCACUCUCACCUCCUUUAGUUGUGGGAAGAGACCAGCAGAGGGGAGAGGUUUCACAUAAGAUAUUUUUAAAGACACUUACUCCACAUUUCUGUGAUUAUCAAAUUGGAUGGACUGGAAGUAGUGUAAGAAUUCCAUAAUGACAGGGGAGAGGUGGUGAUCCAUCUUGAUCAGCACCAGAUGCUUCAAAGGAAGGUACAACAAAUGCCUCAAAUUGCUUACUACAGAUUUUUUUUCCUUAUCAGUUUGUGCUUGGUUUAUGACCUAACGCAUGAGGGUUUAUAUCCUUGCUUUAACAUCUAGUGUUCUACCAACUAAAAACCAGAACAAAGAUGGUUAAGUUUAUCUUUACUCCAAGAUUAACAAAAGCUAGACACUGAUGUCUUAGAGCCCAUAUUGAAAAGAACAUGAAGCUGGUUGCAUUCCAGAGCCACAUUCAAAAAACAUGUACAGUUUUUAAAGUUAAAAGGUAAAAAUAUUUUAACAUACCAAUUCCAUUGCUGCACAGCAUAUCACUAACAUGUUGAGAGGCAAAGAAAUGCUUCUGAUAAAAUUAUAGAUUAAGAUGGCCUGUAUAAAAUUCAUCGACAGUGAAAUUUAUCACAGUAAUCUCAUGCUAUAGUUCUGUUCAGUAUCUUUGUAUACUGCUGCAUUUACUUUCUACAAACUUAAAAGGAAGAUUACAUAAGACUGAAGUACAAUACUAUGACUAAAGCUUCCCCUCUCCCCAACAACUACAUGGCCACACAAAUUACAAAAACCUGACUUUUUGGUGCCAUUCUAAUCUGGUCCAUAUAUUAA
Messenger RNA from Dermochelys coriacea (leatherback sea turtle), 3417 nucleotides. It is a transcript of the gene WRAP73, whose product is annotated as WD repeat containing, antisense to TP73. Bases 276 to 1634 code for a protein of 452 amino acids. The record is from RefSeq and is a predicted model, not a curated record. Gene Ontology annotation, cellular component: MWP complex; mitotic spindle; microtubule organizing center. Gene Ontology annotation, biological process: protein localization to mitotic spindle pole body; microtubule anchoring at mitotic spindle pole body; mitotic sister chromatid segregation. The transcript is spliced from 12 exons. Gene Ontology annotation, molecular function: protein binding. NCBI's taxonomy places the organism in Eukaryota, Metazoa, Chordata, Testudines, Dermochelyidae.